Scleropages formosus (Asian bonytongue) is the source of this 6237-nucleotide messenger RNA. RefSeq names its product phospholipid-transporting ATPase IA. Gene Ontology annotation, cellular component: trans-Golgi network; plasma membrane. Lineage: Eukaryota; Metazoa; Chordata; Actinopteri; Osteoglossiformes; Osteoglossidae. The coding region runs from base 456 to 3947 and encodes 1163 amino acids. The record is from RefSeq and is a predicted model, not a curated record. Gene Ontology annotation, biological process: phospholipid translocation. The transcript is spliced from 37 exons. Gene Ontology annotation, molecular function: magnesium ion binding; ATPase-coupled intramembrane lipid carrier activity; ATP binding.
GCGGGGUGGAUCGCGCGCCGCCGUCCGUCUGCGCUCGCGCCGCAACUCAUUUGUCCCGUAACGCGGGUCGCGGCUCUCGUGUGAAAGAGCGGUGGGAGAAAAGCCCCCCGCUCCCCGCCGUGGCCGCUCCGCCCACAUGCUUUGCCUCGAGAAGGUGGGCUGCAACCCCCCCGCGUCGCUUUCCUCCCCCCGCUCGCCUGGCCGCCAGUGGUAGCGCCUCGGUUCUAAAGGCGCUGUCACGCGGACCGAGAGCCUCGAGCGCUCCGAGUGCCGCCCGCCACCGCGCGAUGUGAGGACCGUCGCCCCGCAGGAGCCCGGGUCACGAGUCACAGGACCGUCGCGCAGCUGCGCACGCGAGCCGAGAGCGCGCAGUGCGGGUUCGGGACAGAGCGAGGAAAGAGCGCCGCUGCCCUGAAGAGGUGCCCCCCCCUCCCGCUGUCCCCCCUCAAGCGGAGAUGCCCAUCCAGAGGACCGUGUCCGGUCUCCGCUCGCGAGUGGAAGGCUACGAGAAGACGGAAGAUGCCUCGGAGAAGACCUCCUUGGCAGACCAGGAGGACACCAGACUGAUCUUCAUCAACCAGCCGCAGCUCACAAAAUUCUGCAGCAACCGCGUCAGCACUGCCAAGUACAACGUCCUCACAUUCCUGCCCCGCUUCCUCUACUCCCAGUUCCGAAGGGCGGCCAACUCCUUCUUCCUCUUCAUUGCGCUGCUGCAGCAAAUUCCAGAUGUUUCUCCUACUGGCCGCUGGACUACUCUGGUGCCCCUCCUCUUCAUCCUGGUGGUGGCUGCAGUGAAGGAGGUCAUUGAGGAUCUGAAACGUCACAAUGCAGACAGCGUCGUGAACAAGAAGGAGAUCCAAGUGCUUCGAAAUGGAGCAUGGGAGAUAGUCCACUGGGAGAAGGUUGUGGUGGGCGAUAUAAUUAAAGUAAAUGGCAAGGAGUUCAUACCUGCCGAUGCUAUCCUGCUGUCAUCCAGUGAGCCACAAGCAAUGUGUUACAUUGAGACAUCUAACCUGGAUGGUGAGACCAACCUGAAAAUUAGACAGGGCCUACAAAUCACUGCAGACAUCAAGGACAUCGGGAGCUUGACCCGCCUGGCUGGCCGCAUGGAGUGCGAGAGCCCCAAUCGCCACCUCUACGACUUUGUGGGGAACAUCCGGCUGGAGGGUCACAGCACCGUCCCUCUAGGUCCAGACCAGAUCCUCCUGAGGGGAGCCCAGCUGAGGAACACGCAGUGGGUUCACGGCAUCGUGGUCUACACUGGCCACGACACCAAGCUUAUGCAGAAUUCAACCCAGCCACCCCUGAAACUGUCCAAUGUGGAGCACAUCACCAACUUCCAGAUCCUUGUGCUAUUCGGCUGCCUGCUGGCCAUCUCCCUGGUGUGCUCCAUCGGGCAGUCCAUCUGGAAGAGUCACCAUGGCAACUCAGCCUGGUACAUGGACCUCAGCUAUGGAGGUGCUGCCAAUUUUGGCCUCAAUUUUCUCACCUUCAUCAUCCUCUUCAACAACCUCAUCCCCAUCAGCUUGCUGGUCACUCUGGAGGUUAUCAAAUUCGUUCAGGCCUACUUCAUCAACUGGGAUGUGGACAUGCUGUAUGAAGCAACCAACACGCCGGCUAUGGCUCGAACCUCCAACCUUAAUGAGGAGCUGGGACAGGUGAAAUACGUAUUUUCAGACAAAACGGGAACCCUGACCUGCAACGUAAUGCAGUUCAAGAAGUGCACCAUCGCGGGCAUCGCCUAUGGCCACUGCCCCGAGGCUGAAGAUUAUUGCCGUGCGGACGAAGACCGGCAUGGCACCCCUGUGGACGAGGAGGGCGGCUUCAGCGAUGCCAGUCUGCUGGAGAACCUGCACAGCAACCAUCCCACUGCCCCCAUCAUCCUGGAGUUCAUGACCAUGAUGGCUGUGUGCCACACGGCGGUGCCCGAGAGGACGGGCGACAAGAUCAUCUACCAGGCCGCUUCUCCAGACGAAGGGGCGCUGGUGCGAGCGGCGCGGGACCUGGGCUUCGUGUUCACAGGGAGGACCCCAGACUCGGUCAUCAUCGAGGCUCUCGGUGAAGAGGAACAGUACGAACUCCUAAACGUGCUCGAGUUCACCAGUAACCGGAAGAGGAUGUCAGUCAUCAUGCGGACCCCAUCCGGAAGGAUCCGGCUCUACUGCAAGGGAGCGGACUCGGUCAUCUAUGAGCGGCUGGCUGACACCUCCCGGUACAAGGAGAUCACGCUGAAGCACCUGGAGCAGUUCGCAACUGAGGGUCUGCGCACGCUGUGCUACGCGGUGGCGGACGUCCCCCAGGCGAGCUACCUCGAGUGGCUGGAGGUGUACCAGCGCGCCUCGACCGCGCUCAACAACCGCGCCCUCAAGCUGGAGGAGAGCUACGAGCUCAUCGAGAAGAACCUGCAGCUGCUGGGAGCCACGGCCAUCGAGGACAAGCUGCAGGACAAGGUCCCCGAGACGAUCGAAACGCUCGUGAAGGCGGACAUAAAGAUCUGGAUCCUGACCGGCGACAAGCAGGAGACGGCGAUCAACAUCGGACACUCUUGCAAACUGCUGACGAAGAACAUGGGCCUGGUGGUGGUCAACGAGGGAACCCUGGACGGCACAAGGGAGACCCUGAGCCGCCACUGCGGCAUGCUGGGAGACGCCCUCUACAAGGACAACGACUUUGCCCUCAUCAUUGACGGCAAGACGCUCAAGUACGCGCUCACCUUUGGAGUGCGGCAGUACUUUCUGGACCUGGCGCUGUCCUGCAAGGCCGUCAUCUGCUGCAGGGUCUCCCCCCUUCAGAAGUCCGAGGUGGUGGAAAUGGUGAAGAAACAGGUUCGGGUGAUCACGCUGGCCAUCGGCGAUGGUGCCAAUGACGUGGGAAUGAUCCAGACGGCCCACGUUGGCGUUGGGAUCUCUGGGAACGAGGGUUUGCAAGCAGCCAACUCCUCCGACUACUCCAUUGCGCAGUUCAAGUACCUGAAGAACCUCCUUCUGGUCCAUGGGGCUUGGAACUACAACCGAGUGGCCAAGUGCAUCCUCUACUGCUUCUACAAGAACAUUGUGCUCUACAUUAUUGAGAUAUGGUUCGCCUUCGUGAACGGCUUCUCUGGUCAGAUCCUGUUCGAACGCUGGUGCAUCGGCCUGUACAACGUGAUCUUCACCGCCCUCCCUCCGCUGACACUGGGGAUAUUUGAGCGCUGCUGCAGGAAGGAGAACAUGCUGAAGUAUCCUGAGCUCUACAAGACUUCCCAAAAUGCCCUGGGCUUCAACACCAAGGUGUUCUGGGCUCAUUGUCUCAACGGCCUCUUCCACUCCGUCAUCCUCUUCUGGUUCCCUCUGCAGGCCUUCCAGCACGAUGCCGUGUUUGGGAGUGGAAGGACGCCAGACUACCUACUUCUAGGGAACAUGGUUUAUACAUUUGUCAUCAUAACCGUGUGCCUGAAAGCUGGACUGGAAACUUCCUCGUGGACCAUGUUCAGCCACAUUUCCAUCUGGGGCAGCAUCGGCCUCUGGGUCGUCUUCUUCGGGCUCUACUCGUCUCUGUGGCCUCUCGUCCCGUUGGCUCCGGACAUGUCCGGAGAGGCAGACAUGAUGUUCAGUUCCGGGGUAUUCUGGAUGGGCCUUCUCUUCAUCCCUGUCACCUCCCUCGUUUUCGACGUGGCCUACAAAGUUGUGAAGAAGUCCUGCUUCAAGACGUUGGUGGAUGAAGUGCAAGAGCUGGAGGCCAAGUCUCAGGACCCUGGAGCAGUUGUUCAUGGGAAGAGCCUGACGGAGAGAGCCCAGCUCCUGAAGAACGUCUUCAAGAAGAGCACCGUCACAGUGUACCGCUCCGAGUCCAUGCAGCAGAACCUGCUCCACGGCUACGCCUUCUCCCAGGACGAGAACGGAGCGGUGUCGCAGUCGGAAGUGAUCCGGGCGUACGACACCACCAAGCGGCGGCCGGAAGAGUGGUGAGGCCCCGCCCCCCGCCGGUGCAGCCCCGCCCUUCGCCGGGGCCUAGCGCUCGCCGUGCGCGUGGAAGAAGGCCUCACGGAGGCGCGGCCGCGGUAACCUCUCCUUUCCUGUUGGCGGGAGUGCCGACGAACAAGCGACACCGGACUCGAGAGCAGAGGUUCGAAAAACGAGUCGCCAAACAUUUGAAGCCGACAUAGUGUACGUGUGUUUUCAGCAAACAUCAGCGCCGCGCUUGCGUCCUCCGUCUGUCGUUUCAAGCGUACCUCUUUCGUCACGCAGCCAGCAUAAAGGAGGUGUUCUUGUGCUUCUUUUCCCCUUAACUGUUAGAACUUGUCGAGUGUUUCGAGGCCGCGGGGUUGAGAUUCGCGAUGUCGUAAAAGCCGUUCUUGAGUCCGCGAAUGCUUGGGCGGGACUCCUCCCGUGGAAACGCCGGUUCGCGCACAGGAUCCAUGGAAAGGAAGCGGAGGAGAGCAGGGGUGCGAUUCCUGUCGACGGAAACGUGAAGCUGCAAAACUGCCGUGUCUAGAUUGCCAAAGAGGCGGCGGCGUGGGCAGCGGGUUCGCCGGACUGGACCGAACCGGGAGGGAAAAACUCGGUAACUGCAAACGUCCUGAAGCCGCUCGGUUGUUUUCACGGAGUCUAACGAUGAAUGAAAAUUUGUACAUUGUUUUUGUCGUCGUGUUUUUUGGUUGUUUGCACUCAACAUUUAGAAGCAGCUGUGGUGUAACACCAGGGCUUUAGUGUAUUUGUGAAGGUCUUUGCCUUUGGUAUGUUUUAAUUCUAGAAGUGGGUUGUCUCAGUGCCUGGCUUUGAUUUUUCCUUUUUUAACCAUCACUAAAACACAGUAAUAGCUGAGCUCAGCGGUCUCACCUUGCGUCGACGGUGCGACGCGACGUUCGAAAGGCUCCGAGCCGUGAGAUGCAUUCCCAGAUCACACGAGUGCCUGUCACGUGUCCCGCGAGGCGCUGCGUGGGUCGGUGGGGGGCGGACGGCGGGGCGUCUUAUCUCGCACCCCCCCCCCACCCCCGCACGCUCAUUUGCAUUUCCCACGUUUCAUGUCUUUAACCAAACACAAUUAAACAGAAUUCAUUUCUUGAAGCAUAAGUGCCAUUAAACCUGGGGAAAAUAAAAAGAUCCGAUACCGGCAGCAUACUAAUUACUACGUCUCUAGUGAAUUCAUAUUUUUCUACUGCGAAAGUACACAUUUUACACUUGCGUGCUUCUGUGACUUGUCUAGUAGGAAGGAAUUUUGUCCAUUUCUUUCCAGACUGACGUAUGUUUCGACCUGAAAGAAUGGUGGUUUUCGGUGCGUUCUCGUAUUGUUGUUUUUGCUGUUAUUAUCGACUAUUAUUGUUAUUAAUAAUACCUAUGCUGCAAAUUUCGUUUGAGUUUUGUCUGUGGGUGCGUUCUUCUCUCCCUAUGGGAGACGUCCUCGUGUUUGUGCUUGGGUGCGUGGAGGCCAGCUGUGCGUAAAGCCUACUCUGCUCUUUAUUCUACGUGUUGAUCUAUAUGCAACGGUGUAUCGCAAACGUGGAGCAUGGUAAUACUGGGUGUCGGUGCGUGUGCGUACGUGCAGCUCGGUCAGCAUGGCCCCCGCGAGAUGUUGAGGCGUCCCUCCCUGCGGCCGCGGCGUCAUCCGCGUGGCCUUCGGCGUCUCCGACUCCAGGUCGACGCUGCCGGGGGGGGGGGUGAACUCCGCGCUUGAGUUCGUUUCAGCCGCGCGCAUCUACCGCAGUGGCUCUCUUCUGUUGUCAAAAGCAUGUUUCCAUUUUGGACAGCGUCUCCGUGGAGAUGCAUCUUGUACACUCGUGAGGCCUUUCACCCUAACAGAUUUUCAAUGGCUUUGCACAAAUGACAUAUUGUGGAUUUAACAAAGAAUCACCGGUAAUACUUUGGACGUGAGCGUCGCAAUGUUGCUUUGCUUCCCGAAAAUCGCUUCGCGUCACUCGAUCUUUCCGUUGGCCUUUGUGUCCGCGCCCGCCCUUCCUCAUUUUCUCCAAGUGCGUUUGCGAAUGUUGCUACUCGAACAUGAAGCAUGGACUCGACGCGGGAACUACGGGUUGGGGGAAAAGCUCGGCUGCAGCUCUCCAGAAUGUGACGUCUGUGGAACUCGGUGACUGCAUGACUGGAAAGUGUUGUUCAGUUCGGUGUUAUGAUGAUGCACUUUUUCAACUUGGUUGUUUUGUUCAUUCUUCCUUUAUUUGUCCCAAGUCAGUAAUUUUACUUUGUGAUUCUAAUGCAUGUAACAAAGGCUACUGCCACAAAUGAUUGACUGAAAUAAACUUUACAA